Molecule: messenger RNA, 720 nt
Organism: Choloepus didactylus (southern two-toed sloth)
Lineage: Eukaryota; Metazoa; Chordata; Mammalia; Pilosa; Megalonychidae
Gene: CCDC196
Product: coiled-coil domain containing 196
Exons: 8
Coding region: 1-720 (239 amino acids)
Source: RefSeq, a predicted model, not a curated record
AUGAGUAGUACAAACUCUUCAGGAUCCUACUUGCCCUCAAAAACAAGAAGUUGUAAAGUAGAUGACAACUACUUAAAGGAAUUGAAUGAGGACUUAAAGCUACGGAAGCAAGAACUGCUAGAGAUGCUAAAACCCCUAGAAAAUAAGAACAACCUCUUAUUCCAGAAGUUAAUGUCUAACUUGGAAGAAAAACAAAGAAGCCUGCAGAUCAUGAGGCAAAUCAUGGCUGGGAAGGGGGGUGAUGAAUCCUCAGUCAUAGAUCUCAUCAAGGAAGCAGAGGAGAUGAAGCAGAACCUGGAAAGGAAAAACAAGAUGCUUCGGAAAGAAAUGAAGAUGCUAUGGAACAAGACAUUCGAUACAGAAGACACCAGUGGUCAACAAAAAGCACCACAGAUAAAAAACAAGGCAGCCUUGCAGGAUGGAAAGGCUCCCAAAUCCCUCUCAUCACCUAGGAAGUCCAGGAAUGAACCAGAGAUACCAUGUGCAGAGAAAGUGAACGAAAUAAGGAAAGAAAAGCAACUGAAGAAAAUGGAAUGGGUCAGAUACCAAGAACAAGCCAACACCCUUCAGAAUGCCUCUCACAGCAAAGUGAUCGAGCUGAGAAUUGAAGCCUUGAAGAAAUACCAGAAGGCCAAUGACCUAAAACUAUCAUUGUACUUACAGCAGAAUUUUGAGCCAAAGCAAGCAUUCUUAAAUCUUCCUAGGUCCCGAGGUAGAUAG